AGAACUUAGUCGAUAUCGUCGAACAAUAAAUUUUCCUGGAAGAAGAAAUUCCCGUUCGUUUAGCAGAAAGUGGAGUGUUGUAAUAGAAGAAGCAGUGGUGAAGAUAUAGACAAAAAAUCAAUAAAGCCCGAAAUUGUUUUCGGACAAAUUCAGCUCAACUGAAGCGAAAAACUCACAUACAUUUUUUUCCCUGCUGUUUGCUUGUCGGCUGUUUUGGGAAGCAUGAUAGCCCGCAGAAAGAGCGAAUAGGAAGGGAAAAUCGUCCCGAUGGUGGUGAAGAAGACAAAGUAACGAAGCGAUAUCCUUACGCACGCACGGAGAGAAAAAUCACAGCUUCGAGUGUAAUAAUGAAUUUGGUAAAUUUUACGCCAAUCUGCGGGUGUGGGUAAUGCUACUAGUGCUUCUGCUGCUGCUGCUGCCAAAGUCCACAACUCCCACCCAGAAGCGCCGACGGUCGAUUGUGGGUGGCAGUGGGCAGAAAAUCAACGUUGUGGAGGUGGUGAAAUGUAAGUGUCGAUUCCACCACUGUAUCGCACCACAGCCAGUCAGCCAGCACCUACUCUCUGUGAUGGUUUUCCGGCGAAAGGAAGGGGGAUUGCAGAGAAGAUGAGCCGCUAGUGCGAAUGUGCCCCACUCGUCGUCGUGGUGAGAGUGUAAAAAAUCCUCUAAUAACUUUAUAUGCGAGGCAUAGAGGAACCGCAAGUGGAAAUGUUGUCACAGGGACAAAUCGGGCACAGAUACUAAACCAAGCACCGACACAUGUGCACUGCAAAGACUGUGAGACUGACAAAGACGAAGCGCCAAACAAAAGUGUCUCUAUUGCGCAUAAAUUGUAAGCAUAUUUCUCGUCGCUCGGUUUAUUUUUUGCAACUAUCAUAGCGUAAACGGAAGCCUGCGUCGGUGUUGGUGCGGCGAGAUUAUAUCAAAUUACAUUUCACUAGAAACGGUGUGAGUGUGUCAACCGCGAACGCAACACCACACGGGAGAAUAAAUAAGAGCAUCAGCGCCUAGAAAAGAGUGUCCCAAAACACGCACACACCUGCAGUUGCACAACUUGUACAAGAGGGGGAGAGAUCGAAAGAAUAAUAAACAACGGCGUCAAAAGAAAAUAAAUAACUGCUUGAAUGCACACAUACAAGGCAAUGCCUCGAAGCGAAUCGAAGAAGAAGCGCUAGCAAAAGUACUCGAGAGCAGAGAGGCUGAAAGAAAAAAAAAACACCAAGCUUUGAUAAUCCGAAUCACCCCCUUUCCGACCUACAACCCACUGUUCACACCACACACUAAUCCAACGACACCAGAAAGGUUGUCUUCAUAGCACAGCAGAUCUUCGAGACCGGUUUUUGUCCUCUUCUUGGCGACGACAAAUUCGCACAAGACUUUUUGCUUCUAAUCCCCCCGAUGUUAGUGUACCGAUUGGCUGCGACACACCAAUCCGCGACGAUUAUCACACAAAAUAGAGGGAGUGGCCUGACCGUUCCGAGCCCCGCGUCCGAGAGUGUGUAAGUGCGAGUGCGAGCGAGAGGCUAGAGGGGUGCGGCCGACACCAGCUCAACACGAAAGGUGUGAUUACAGACACCAAAAACCAGACACCAAGCGCUUAGUUUGUCGCAGCAGCGGUAACCAGUUCAUACACGGCCGGCGUGAAGUUAGCAUCGUUGUUGUUGUUGUAGUUUUUGUUUCGUUUUUUUCUCUCGCUCUCGUGUGAUUCUCGCAGCCUCCCCCGCGCCGUGAGCGUACCCACCAGCCAUCACCACUAGCAUCAGCCCCCCGCUGCCCCAUUGUCGUGCAUGAAAUCACUGUGCUGUGUGCCGUUUUGAAUGUGGGUGUGCGAGAGUGUCACGGUAAUUCACGGCACGGCACGCACUUUUUACGACUUUCGCCGCGCGCGCGUUUCUGCGGUAGCUUCAGCGGUCAGGUUCCGGUGGCAUAGCUCCCAUUAGCCCUACGGUGCUGCCCGACUCGCGCGUGUUCCCAACCAUCAUAAACCAUCAUCCGCGGCGGUUCCAAAAAGUGGCGCUUCGAAAUUUCGCGGAAAACAGGAUAAACCAACAGAAGCCGAUGAAAAGCCGUCUAGCAGUGACCCCGGUGCUUGAGUGUUACGUGAGUACGCGUUGAAUCGAUCCGGUCCUACCGCGGGGGCUUUUACAUGACACGACGGUGUUUAGCUAAAACGCGAACAGUGAUUAAUUAUUAAUUGGUCCUGAUUAAAAUACUACCAGUGGCCGACGCUAAUGCUUUCUGGUCCAGUUCCAGAGGAAAAACGACCCCACGCAGUGUGAGUGACGGAAGAGAUACGAAUUAUCAUGCAUAAAUUAUUGAUAGAAAUUGAUCGCCGUGAACGUACAGUGCAGUUACAUUGAGAAAAGGGGAAAAUAGUUACUACAGAGUGGUUACAAAUUGCGCAAUUGAAAAACGAAAACGGAAAAUUGAAACAGUGCACUAUAAAUAGUGAAUUGAGAAAGUGAAUUAGAAUUAUCGGUGAACAAAUAGAAAACUGCCGACGCUAAACGGAAGUGAGGAGGCCACAGUACGACGACAACAGACGCGGUGCGACCUCUCGGUGAUGUUGUAAUGAGAUACGACGGUCAAGAAUUACUUCAAUCUGACGAAUUCAGUAGGCCGGCGAAGGGAAUGGCCUAUCAUCCAUUCCUGCAGCUACCGAGACCCACUGACUUCAGCGUGUCCUCGCUGUUGACUGCGGGCUCUCCGCCCCAAGGACAGAACUCGCCCAGUGCCAGCGCUAGUGCGGUAGCAGCUGCCGCCAGUGCCGCCGCCACUGCCAACUCGCCGUACUUUCCGGCCGCAGCGCUGGCGGCCCUAUCGGGUGCUCCCGGAGCACCGCCGCCGCAUCUCUAUCCGGGCGCACUGCUGCCAAAGUUACCUCCUCACCAUCCGCACGCGCACCAUCCGCUGGGGGCCGCUUACACGACGGCCGAAGACGUUGUGCUGGCCGCCGUAGCCGCCCACCAGCACCAUCCGGCGAUGCGGCCACUGCGCGCCCUACAGCCGGAGGACGAUGGUGUCGUCGACGACCCCAAGGUUACCCUGGAGGGCAAGGAACUGUGGGAAAAGUUCCACAAGCUGGGCACGGAAAUGGUCAUCACCAAAAGUGGCAGACAAAUGUUUCCUCAGAUGAAAUUCCGAGUGUCGGGACUGGAUGCAAAAGCCAAGUACAUACUGUUAUUGGAUAUCGUGGCGGCGGACGACUACCGAUACAAGUUUCACAACAGUCGAUGGAUGAUCGCCGGCAAGGCGGACCCGGAGAUGCCGAAACGGAUGUACAUCCAUCCGGAUUCGCCAUCGACGGGUGAACAGUGGAUGCAGAAAGUGGUGUCGUUUCACAAGCUGAAACUGACCAACAACAUUAGUGAUAAGCAUGGAUUUGUCGGCGAUGCCUCCGUCGUCUGGACGAUCCUCAACUCAAUGCACAAGUACCAGCCUAGAUUUCACUUAGUCCGAGCGAACGAUAUCCUAAAGCUACCGUACUCGACGUUUCGUACCUACGUGUUUAAGGAAACCGAAUUCAUAGCCGUAACUGCAUAUCAAAAUGAAAAAAUAACGCAAUUGAAAAUAGAUAAUAAUCCCUUUGCAAAAGGGUUUCGUGAUACCGGUGCCGGCAAGCGGGAAAAGAAUGGCUCUUUUCCUCUUUCCAGUUGUUCCGCCUUCCGGCAGUCGCUCAUGGGCCAGCGGAGUUCCGACGGGGACAAGCUCAGCCCAAGUUCCGUCAGCUCCUCCCGAGGUCCAGCUGGGUUGGACCACCGAACGAAUAGCAUAUCAAACCUGGACGACGACGACAAACUGCUGGAUGUCGUUGGACCCCCGCAGAGCCCGCUCCUCUCACUCAGCCAGCAGAUGCAACACCACGCAGGAUGGUUCAAUUUUGAAGACGUGCAACGGGCGGAGGAAGCUAUGCGAAGGCGACUGCAAUCCGACGACAACGAGCGCGACGGAAGUGACUCCAACUGUUCGGAUAGUGUUUCAGGAAGCACAGGUGCCUUUCGUCCGACUUCGGGCAGCCCAAAGGAAUCGUCGAGUAGCGCCGGCACAUCAUAUCCUUCGCCGAACAUUUCGGUAGGACCACCAAUCCAUCCGCCUCCGCAUCUGUUACCGUAUCUCUACCCACCGGGACUCUAUCCGCCGCAUCACCUCUCGUUGCUGCACAACCCUGCGGCGGCGGCAGCCAUGAACCCUAGUUUGCUGUUCAACGCCCAACUUGCCCUCGCAGCACAGCAUCCAGCCUUCUUCGGUCACUACUCGGGCCAUUCACCAUCCUCGCCACUGCACGGUCUGAAAGGCCACCGUUUCUCGCCAUACAGUUUACCAGGUUCGGGUAUGGGUUCGGCAUUCGAUGCCGUCACACCCGGAUCCAACUCUGGUGGGCCACGAAGUCUAAGCAGUAGCCCUCAUCCUCGUGCUGCUUCAAACUCGCCACCAACGAGACCCAUUUCAGUGUCUCCUACGCCCACCCAGAACCCCACGUCUCCAGCAUCGGCGGAGACCGGUGCUACCGCAAUACCGCCAUCGGCCCAGCCAGGGUCCAUGGUUACCACUAUGCCUUCCAACUCGCCGUCCGAGUUGAAGAGUAUAGAGAAGAUGGUCAACGGACUAGAAGUUCAGCACAACAUCAACGGCAACGUGGAGAACAGCAAACUGCAGCAGCUCGCCAGCCACGACCAGUGACGACUCCUGGACGGUGCGGCGAGUGGCUUUGGCAGCAAUAGUGGCUCGCUGAAGCUCGACCAGGAAAUGUGACAGUUGGCAAUAAGUUCCAGCAAGAUAUUCAGUGCAAUGUGAAUCUCUUGCGCACCACAAAACCGUGAUCAUUCGCUUGCGGGAAGGGGUUUCGAAUGGGCAAUGUUAGCAGAACCUGUUAUCUAGAUGAAUUACUGUGCAAAUAUUUAUGCUUAAACUAUAAGGGACUCCAAUCCGAACAAAGUCAGUGCACGCGAUCAGCGGCAGAGGACAGUCAAUGGAAACCUCUGCCUUCGUUUCUGUGUAAAGUUAGUUAAAUGAAAAAGAAACAUCUUAACGAGGAGUAUAAACUUCAGCAUUAUUUUAACCAGGCAGAUCACUUUUAAAAACCCAAACGCUGUGCAGCGCACAUUACUCAAAUGGAUCGAUCUGUACCGCGCGCAGAGAAGCCAGGCAACCAGCUACUAAUAGGAACUAGUGAACUGUAAAUAGUCCGUACUGAAAGCACAGCGCGUGUGGAAUGCAGCAGCAAAGAAGAGGUUUAGUUGUGUUCGCGUCCCGGAAGGGUAAGAAGUCGCGGGUGAAUGGGAAGGACACAAAACUUACCAAAGAGUCGAUUAACCUAUUUGUAAAUUUAUUCGUUGUACAGUGUGGAAGAGCGAGGAUUGGGCCCCGGUUCGGGUCGUAGUGAAUCUGCGAACAAACGCAACUGAUGGCAGGAGUGGUUUAUUUGCAAUCUAUUGCGGAUAGGAAAGAGUUCAGGAAAGAGUGACAAAGGGUGUUCAUCUGUUGCGGAACGUUGUUCAUAAAAAAUGGAAAGUAUUCAGGACUGAAUGCGGACGAAAAAUGCAACAACAAUCUUUAUCAAAUAUCUAUGAGGGUUUUUUUCUGUUGUAGAUGUUACUUCAAAUGAUAUUUGACAUUUUCUAAAUAACCUCUGCAAUCCGUAAUGUCCGGCUCUUAACAGCAGCCCUAAUAAAUAUGUUACAAAUUUGGUCUAAAACUCCAAUUAGAUAUUCAUUAAGGAAAACCAGUAUUAGUGAAAAAUUUUGGAAUUUAUAAAAAAUGAUUUGGACUUUUGGGUGAAAAACAAUAUUUGUUGACAAAUUUUAAAUGUUAAAAUCAUUGCUUGUUGAGUUGGGCAAAGUGAAACUUUGAUUAGACAUAACAUACUGAGCUAUUCAUUUCUUAAUCCACAUUGGAUUUUGUAGGAAAUGUUGCCAGCUGCUGAGAAUGCUCUCUCUGGUUCAAUGGAAUUUGGAUGAAUGGUUCCAUGACCGUCGAUAAUCAAUGUCAAGUACUUUCCAUAAAAACACUUUAGAUUCAUAAUAGGAGAAUUCUACGGAUUGCUUGCAAGAAUCCUGGCGUCAACAUAUUUGACAUCGGAAACGCAAGUGUUUUGCUCGGCUGCAGUCUCUUCACGAGUUGUUCUUCAACCGAUAAACCAGAGAUAUCCAUAGAGUCGUUGUCUCAGUUUCAACGAUCGCAUCAGGAAUGAUUAGACACUUCAAGAUCUCUUCCGCUUGCUUAACCAAAGUAAAUCUGGAUGUCUUAAUUCCAAAAUCGUUUCUGAUCAUUUGCACUAUGGCAGAAUUAUUUGAAUAAAGCAAAAAAACGGCGUAUUUUGAACGUCUCUCAACUUGCAUUUGUUCUUUCAGAGCAUCAAAACAGGAUGCGAAUUUCUGUGGUUUGAUUUGAUAAUUGCUCAAACAUAAAUUAGAGCACCACGUGAAGUUUCAAAUCGAUCACAAUUUUUUGAAUGGGCCCCUUCAGCCGUUUGUGAAUGGAUAACAUGCUAUUCCAGCGUAUUUUGGUAUCAGCCCCCAAGAAAAAUUCUAAACAUAUUUACGCAGCGGAGAUAUUUUUGCAGCUAAUCAUUUUUCACAGGCCACUCGACUACUGCAGAACGUAACUUUUUCACAAUUUCAUAUAUUGUUGGUAAAACUGGAUGCAGAAGAAACAGGGGUAAUAUAAUAUGUUUUUUAGGACAUUUUCGGCAGUUUUCAAGAGAGUUUACAACAGCGCAUAUAGUUCUGAUCCCGAACUACGAAAGUAUUCUUGAAAGUAUAAAACACCGACAAAAAAGCCAACAGGUCGUUUUUCCCCAGGGUGCGUUUUACCUCAAUGUUUUGAAGAUUAAAUGUCAUUGGCAAUUUGACAGAUGACUAAGAGAAUGAAGCGUGGACGUCGUCAAUGAAGCUUACUUGUGCAAAGGUUCAUUCAGGCAUAAUAAAUUGUUGAGUGUUUAUUGCCGUAUAUUUGUCUCAUCUUUGCUGGAUUUGCAAAUUAUAUGGGACAGAUAUGUGAUUACAGGCAGUUUAGCUGACAUUUAUUCGAGAUUUUUUAUACUGACAACAAAUUUUGAAAUACCGGUAUUUUCCAUCUUUAAUACCGGUCAGUACUCAAAAUUGGCCGGUAAUUACCUGUUUCGGUACUACCGGUUAGACCACCCUACUCAUCACGUAUCUGGAAUCUACGGAUUUUGUUCCCAUGUGUUUUCAUAAGGUGUUUUUUUUUGUAGCAACGGGGCAAUAAUUCGUUGCUGUAUCGCUGCAUAUAUUUUACGGAUAUUUGCUAACUCACCAACUGCAUGCCGUUUGUACAGUACUCGGUAUAUGAAUUAGGCUUUUAAAAUCGAUUUCCUAAUCGAUCACUACGAAGACAGUUUUUAAAAGAGUUCAAGAACCAAAGUAUAAUACAGCUGGUGCAACGCUUCACGAGCUCGAUCGUUUUGUUGAUACUUCUUCCGAAUGUUUGUCUUAUCAGUCCGAACCAAUUUUUGUUCUGGUCAGUCUGAUAUUCAUGUCAAGGAUUCAUCAGUCUACUCGGUAUUUCAUCUCUCAGGUUUCUAAAUGGUUUGCCAAUGUUCUAAGGUGUUCGAUAUUUGACCGUAUCGAUUUUUUUGUUGAAACAUCGAUAAAUCAGAAUAUCGAUGUUUCAGUGCCGAUUUUUCUGACAUCGAUAUUUCGACAAUCAAAACAUCAAUCCAUUGAUGUUUUUUAUCCAAAAAAAUGCCGUCGAGUCAAGUCGAGUCAAGUACGAGACACUGGAGACGACCACACAGUUGCGAUCGAAAUACAAAUACGUUUUACAAAUACGUACAAAGAUAACAAAACGUAGUGGAAUUAAAUGCAGAUUACCAAACUCGUCUUAGACGGUUGAAAAAUUUAUAAGCAAUUUUGAACGCAAAAACUAUAAUUAUAAAAGAAAAUUUUUUCAUGAAUAAAUAAAAUUAUUUAUUGAGAAAAAUGUAAACAUCAGAUGAUUAAAUUAGUAUUAGCCAGAGUGUAUGUAAUUAAGAGUGGCGACACUGUCAGAUUUGGAACAAAAUUCAUCUGUCAUUCCCAUAACGAAAUGGUGUUCCAAACAACAGGAUACCUGACAAAUUAAUUACAAACACUCUGGUAUUAGCAAUAAACAAUUUUAAAAUUUUCAACAAAAAAAAUAUUGUUUAUAAUUAAUUUAAAACUUUUUACAAAAAAAGUGUAAGAAGAGCAAUGAAAAAAUAAAGCAAUAAAAUUGAUCAAAUUUUAUCUAUUAAAAAAUGCUGUAUGGAAUUUUUCAUACUUUUUCAUUGUUCUCUAUUGCUUUUUCGCGGAAAAAUAUUUAUUUUGUGGCAAAAUUUCUAAUUUAUUAUUAUUAAUAUUGAUUUAUCAAUGAAAAAUUGGUAAUAAAAAGUUUCGAUAUCUUUAUAAGGGGCCCUCCUUAGCCGUGCGGUAAGACGCGCAGCUACAAAGCAAGACCAUGCUGAGGGUGGCUGGGUUCGAUUCCCGGUGCCGGUCUAGGCAAUUUUCGGAUUGAAAAUUGUCUCGACUUCCCUGGGCAUAAAAGUAUCAUCGUGCUGGCCUCAUGAUAUACGAUUGCAAAAAUGGUAGCCUGGCUUAGAAACCU
Armigeres subalbatus is the source of this 8583-nucleotide messenger RNA. RefSeq names its product optomotor-blind protein (gene bi). NCBI's taxonomy places the organism in Eukaryota, Metazoa, Arthropoda, Insecta, Diptera, Culicidae. The record is from RefSeq and is a predicted model, not a curated record. The transcript has 8 exons. Gene Ontology annotation, cellular component: nucleus. Gene Ontology annotation, biological process: positive regulation of DNA-templated transcription; cell fate specification; regulation of transcription by RNA polymerase II. The coding region runs from base 2572 to 4680 and encodes 702 amino acids. Gene Ontology annotation, molecular function: DNA-binding transcription factor activity, RNA polymerase II-specific; RNA polymerase II cis-regulatory region sequence-specific DNA binding.